AUGCGCACGCCGGCGGCCGGCGGGUGGCGGCUGCACCCGCGGGGCAGCAGCAGCAGCAAGCUAACGAGGCGGAUAAUCAGCAACGUCAAGAUCAGCCUCCUCUGCGCCUUCGUCACGAUCCUCGUCCUCCGCGGCACCGUCGGCGUCAACCGCCGCCUCGUCUACAUCGCCGGCACCUCCGACAAUCCCGCGGCCGCGGCCAGCACCAGACCCGUCGACGACAUCGAGCGCAUCCUCCGCGAGAUCCGCGCCGACUCCGACCCCGACCCUGACACAGACGACGACGCGGCGCAGACAACCAGCAGCUCCUCGGCGGCCACGCGGGAGCACUAUGACCGCGGCGCCGCGUGGACGACGGCAAACUACAGCCUGGGUCCCCGGGUGACGCGGUGGAACGCCAAGCGGCGGCGGUGGCUACACCAGAACCCGGGGUUCCCGUACCGCGACGCGCGGGGCGGUCCGAGGGUGCUUCUCGUCACGGCGUCGCCGCCGGGGCCCUGCUCCAGCCCCGCCGGAGACCGCUUCCUGCUCCGGGCCACCAAGAACAGGCUCGACUACUGCCGCCUCCACGGCGUCGAGAUGGUGCACGUCACGGCGCGGCUGGAGGACCCCGAGCUGUCGUCGUCGUCGGUCGGCACCGGCGGCGCCGGCGGGUGGGCCAAGCUCGCGCUGCUGCGGCGCCUGAUGCUGGCGCACCCGGAGGUGGAGUGGCUGUGGUGGCUGGACGCCGGCGCGCUCGUCACCGACAUGGGGUUCGAGCUCCCGCUGGCGCGGUACGAGGGCGCGCACCUCGUGGUGCGCAGCGACUCGUACCUCCUCUUCCAGCGCCGGUCCUGGGACGCCGCCAGCACCGCCAGCUUCCUGCUCCGCAACUGCCAGUGGUCGCUGGACCUGCUCGACGCCUGGGCCGGCAUGGCGCCCAGGGGCCGCGCCCGCGACGACGCCGGGAAGCUGCUGACGGCGACGCUGGCGGGGCGGCCGCCGGGCGAGGCCGACGACCAGUCCGCGCUCGUCCACCUGCUCAUCACCGAGAAGGAGCGGUGGAUGGACAGGGUGUACCUCGAGAACCAGUACUACCUCCACGGCGUCUGGACGGGGCUCGUCGGCAAGUUCGAGGAGGCCAUGGAGAAGCACCACCCGGGGUACGGCGACGACCGCUGGCCGUUCGUCACGCACUUCGCCGGCUGCAAGCUUUGCGAAGGCAGGUCCACCAGGUCCAGGUCCGCGUCCGCGUCCGCCGGCGACAGUGGCGGCGGCAAGAAUCGCAGUGAUGAGUACCCGCUGGAGCGGUGCGUCAGCGGCAUGGAGCGCGCCUUCAACUUCGCCGACAACCAGGUGCUCAGGCUCUAUGGCUUCCGGCACGAGUCGCUGGCGAGCGCCGAGGUCAGGCGGGUGGCGAACCGGUCGGCGAACCCGCUGGAGGCCAAGGAGGAGUCUCUCGCUUUCUUGAAGAAACCAAAUGAGCCGGAUCCAUGGAGUAGUGAUGUGCGCAAGAAUCGAAAGAGCAAAGGAGAGGGAGAUUCUGUUCUUGCAAGAAUCCUGAAGAGACUGGGAUGGCGAUCCAAGAUUUGA
Miscanthus lutarioriparius is the source of this 1572-nucleotide messenger RNA. NCBI's taxonomy places the organism in Eukaryota, Viridiplantae, Streptophyta, Magnoliopsida, Poales, Poaceae. The record is from the annotation of a GenBank genome assembly.